Messenger RNA from Phymastichus coffea, 1034 nucleotides. RefSeq names its product carbohydrate sulfotransferase 1-like. The transcript has 5 exons. Gene Ontology annotation, molecular function: N-acetylglucosamine 6-O-sulfotransferase activity. The record is from RefSeq and is a predicted model, not a curated record. Bases 1 to 999 code for a protein of 332 amino acids. Lineage: Eukaryota; Metazoa; Arthropoda; Insecta; Hymenoptera; Eulophidae. Gene Ontology annotation, biological process: sulfur compound metabolic process; N-acetylglucosamine metabolic process.
AUGGACGGCUAUCCUUACAGCGAUUUAUCAGGAAGAAACGUUAGAGAACUAUCGGAUCUAGUUAUGGAAAGUGAAGGAAAGCCUUUGAGGAGCGUGAUCGUAUCCACUUGGCGAAGUGGAAGUUCCUUUCUUGGCGAUCUAGUCGACGCUCAUCCCGCAAGCUAUUAUUACUUCGAACCGCUGCUGUAUCUUGGUAUAGUCCAGUUCAGGCGGCCGUUGCCGUCGCCGGAACCUUUCAAUACUCUGAGAUCGCUGUUCAAUUGCGAUUUCUCCAAUCUCGGUAAUUUCUUGAAGUAUCGAAGCACCGACAAGUGGCACAGCGACGACUACAAUAGGUAUUUGAGGAAACAAUGUCGUCGGAACAAGAACACCUGCCAUGAUCCAGUAUUUUCCACCAAAUUCUGUAGUUUAUUUCCCUUUCAAGUGGCCAAAAUUGUGGGUCUCGAUCUCGCUCUCAUGGAUAGCUUCCUAGAAGAUAACGAUUUAGGCAUCAAGAUUGUGUUUUUGAUCCGUGAUCCAAGAGGCGUCUUGCAUUCGCGAAAGAGCCUGGACUGGUGCAGGAAUACUCCCAAUUGUCUGAAUCCAGUCUCGCUGUGCACCAACAUGCUGCUGGAUUACGCCACUGCGAUGGACUUCUCGACAAGAUUCCCGGAAAGCUUCAAAGUUCUGCGAUACGAGGACUUAGUCGGCAACCCCCAGAGGAUCAGCCGGGAAAUUUACUCCUUUUACGGUAUGGCGUUCCACAAUGUUGCGAGAGAAUUCGUAAAUACUCAUACCAGAGUAUCGCGCGGUGACGAGUACAGUACAUUUCGAAACUCCAGCGCAGUGAGCUUUCAAUGGAAAGAGAAGCUGGCUUUUGACGAAGUUAACGUCAUUCAAGAGAAUUGCUACGAAGCUAUACAAAUUUGGGGCUAUAAUUUAGCCUUCAACGGCAGCCACCAAAAGAAUUUCGAUCCGCUGCGACCUUUAACCACAAGGAAUUUCAAUUACUUCCGAUAAUAUCUUGUAAUGAUCAUGUUAUAUAUAUUCGAUAA